Gavialis gangeticus (Gharial) is the source of this 2737-nucleotide messenger RNA. RefSeq names its product F-box and leucine rich repeat protein 13 (gene FBXL13). Gene Ontology annotation, cellular component: SCF ubiquitin ligase complex. Bases 37 to 2484 code for a protein of 815 amino acids. Gene Ontology annotation, biological process: SCF-dependent proteasomal ubiquitin-dependent protein catabolic process. The transcript has 21 exons. The record is from RefSeq and is a predicted model, not a curated record. NCBI's taxonomy places the organism in Eukaryota, Metazoa, Chordata, Crocodylia, Gavialidae. Gene Ontology annotation, molecular function: protein binding.
CGGGCGGCAGCGGUGAGGGCCCGGCCCGGCCCGGCCAUGUCGUCCUUGCGCGGCGCCGACCCCGCGCUCCGCAGAUACUUCCAGCGCCACGGGCUGCCCGACGUCUACGAGGCUCUGCUAUGUGGUAUAUUUAUUAUGUGUCCACAAGAUCCACUUAAAUUUUUAGAGGAAAAGAUCAGAGAAAUAAUGGAAAAAGGAUUAGAUGGUAUUUUAUGGGAUAUGUGCAUUGAUCCAUCCUUAAAGCUAGAAUUAAAGAGGAUUUCGGAAACUUAUCUGCACAUCAUUUUUGGACUAAAUGAUAAACAGCUGAUGACUGAAGAGUUAUGUGGCAAGGCAUGGAACUUCCACACCAGAAACUUAAAGAAUAUGUGCUUUCAAGCAUGGAUGCAGUAUUGUCUUUUGAAAAAAGAAGCUAAAAGAGAUGCAGAGCAGAACAUGGCUCUUGCAGCAGUUCACUAUAACUCCAGAAUAAUAAAAGUAAUUGUACAGAAAUGGAGUGGCUGGGUUCGGUUUCACAGGGAACAAAUGGCAUUGGCAGCCAGGAAAAUACAAUGGGUCUUUAAUGUUAAGUUGCUCAGAAUUAUCUUAAAGGCAUGGCAUGUAAAAGCGCAGAGUUCUGCAAAAACAAAAGCUUACUUUGAGCAAUUGGAAAAGGAAGACCAGGAAGAAUCUUUUGAUUUACAUCAUUGUUUCUCUUCAGAACUAAUCAAAGACAAAACAUCAACCUCAAGAAUAGUCAGCUAUGAAAAGUCAAAUUUACCAGAAAGAGCAUUAUUACAGAUUUUUCACUACACAGACUUAAUUGAUCUAGCAAGGUGUGCUCAAGUUAGCAGAACCUGGAUGUCAGUCACACAGAAUAGUUCAUUAUGGAGUGAUAUUGAUUUUUCUGCAGUAAAACACAAGAUUCAAGACAAAACAGUAGUUAAUAUUUUGCAGAAGUGGCGUCCAUAUGUGUUACGUUUGAAUCUUCGUGGUUGUUCUUCUCUUCACUGGCCCAGCUUUAAAAGUAUUGGUGAAUGUAAAAAUUUGCAAGACAUAAAUCUCUCUGAAUGCCGGGAAUUAAACGAUGAAUCAAUGAGACUUAUCUCAGAAGGGUGUUCAGCUCUCCUAUAUUUAAAUUUGUCAUACACUGAUAUUACCAACGGGACACUAAGAGUUUUGUCAAGGAACUUCUCCAAUUUACAGCAUUUGAGUUUAGCUUACUGCAGAAAAUUCACAGACAAAGGCUUACAGUACCUGGGCUCCGGGAAAGGAUGUCACAAACUCAUCUAUUUGGACCUUUCAGGUUGCAUUCAGAUCUCUUGUGAUGGCUUCAGAUAUAUCGCCAGUGGCUGCAAUAAAAUCCAGCACUUGAUAAUCAAUGAUAUGCCAACUCUUACAGACAGAUGUAUUCAAGCUUUGGUUGAAAAAUGUCAACAGAUUACAUCUGUUGUCUUUCUUGACUCCCCUCAUCUCUCUGACACAGCUUUUAAAGCCCUUGCUGAGUGUAAACUUGUCAAGGUCCAAAUUGAAGGGAAUAAUCGGAUUACUGAUUUAAGCUUCAAGUUGAUGAGCAAAUCCUGCCCGUACAUCAAGCACAUUUAUAUGGCUGAUUGCCAGAAGAUUACCGAUGUUGGUCUUAAGACAAUUUCAUCACUGAAGUAUAUUCUUGUAUUGAAUUUAGCUGACUGUAUAAGAAUCAGUGAUGCUGGUGUAAAAUCAUUUUUAGAAGGCUCCUCGGGCGCAAAACUGAGAGAGUUGAACUUGACUAAUUGCUUCCAAGUCACUGAUGUCUCUGUUGUGAAAAUAGCCCAAAGGUGCCAUAAUCUGAACUACCUGAAUCUGCGAUAUUGUGAAAAUGUGACUGAUGUUGGCAUUGAGGCUUUAGGAAAUAUGUUGUCAUUGAUAUCCAUUGAUAUUUCUGGAACCAACAUCUCAGAUAUGGGCUUGGGAGCCCUUGGCAACAGUGGAAGAAUGAAGGAACUUUCUGUGUCAGAAUGUAAGAAGAUCACCGAUAGCGGGAUUCAGAAGUUCUGCCAAGGUGUGACAGAUCUACAAUACUUCAACGUCUCUUAUUGCCUUCAACUGACAAAUGAAACUGCUAAAGCUCUGGCGUUGUACUGCCACAACCUUACGUCUCUUAACUUAGCUGGCUGUCCCAAGAUGACCGACUUGGGUAUUCAGUAUUUGUCUAAAGUCUGCCAUUACCUCCACUUCUUGGACAUCUCAGGCUGUAUAUGUCUUACUGACAAAGUACUGAGUUAUCUUUGGAAAGGGUGUAAACAGCUCCGGAUUUUGAAGAUGCUGUACUGCCAAAAUAUUACCAAACAAGCUGUUCUGAAAUACUCAGCCAAGAUAGAGAAACAAGAAUACAGCAAUGCUGAACCUCCUUCAUGGUUUGGGUAUAAUCAGCCUAGUACUGUGGUCAAGCCCCAGAAGAAACACACAACAGGAACUGAAAAAGCAAAAUUGUGGAUUCGGAAUGAAAAUGAAGAAGCUGCAUAAUAUCUUUUAUAUUUUAACCAUACUUUUUUUUUUUAAGGGAAUAGUCAUUUAAUAAAAGGAGUUCUUUCUAGUUGAACUGGUAAGAGUUAGUGCAAGUCAAGUCUUUGUAGCAGGAUAAUUGAGGCCUACAUUUUAGGGCUGUCAACUAAUCACCAUUAACAAGCAUAAUUAAUGCAUUAGUUUUUUUAAUUCAUUUUUUUAAUAUGCAUUAAUUGCUACUGCUGGGUCCUGUGUGUUGGGGGAAAAGUGCCCC